ACGAGUGCUGUAAAAAGGAAGCUGCGAGGGGGGCGAGUGUGUCGCUGACACGAGUGACGCGACGCGACGUGACGCGGCGUGACGUGACGUCGGGGCGUCGAGAUGCCUCGAGAUGAGAUGGCCACCCCCGUUGGAACCCUCGCGUCACUUCUCACGCUUCUGCUGUGUGCUUCCAGUAGCUGCCAUGCCAGGAUAACCAAUCAGGAAAUCGUGACAAUGACAGAUGCGGAAGCAGUGGCAAGCGGAACUGCGCAGUUACCCUGCGACGUGAAACCGCCGCUCUCCGGGGACAAGCUGCACCUGGUUAUUUGGUACAAGGAGGAGGCGGAUACGCCGAUAUACAGCUUCGACACGAGGGGAAAGGAAACCCUGGAUCAAGGCAGCCACUGGCAGGAUCAUACCUUGGAGCAUCGCGCAUUUUUCACGUAUUCCGAGAGCCCCGCGAAACUCACCCUGGAAAACGUUCGUGAGAGCGACGCGGCUGUUUACAGAUGCAGAGUCGACUUCAAGCAGUCGCCGACGCGCAACAGCAAAGUCAAUCUAACGGUCAUCAUACCGCCGGAGCAGCUUAGCAUAUUGGACGAAGACGGAGGGUCUCAUAUUCCCCAUUAUAUCCUUGGCCCGUACACCGAGGGAGCGUCUUUCAAUAUCACGUGUGUCGCCGCCGGUGGACGACCGCAACCACGAGUGACAUGGUGGCAGGAAAAUGCUCUGCUAGACGACAGCUACGAGGCUGUCGGUACUAAAAGGGUCCGCAAUGUGCUGCGAUUGGAAAAGUUAGGCCGCGAGCAUUUGCAUGCGGUUCUGACUUGCCAAGCCUCGAACAACAAUAUGGUAGCGCCGAUAUCGAGCUCGGUGUCGCUCGACAUGAACUUGAAACCACUCUGGGUCCGGAUUCAAGGAGAAAUCCGUCCAUUUAGCGCUGGCAAGACCUACGAGAUAGGUUGUGAGGUCGUCGGAGCCAGACCGGAGCCCAAGAUCGUAUGGUCCAAAGGGAACAUGAUACUGCGAAAUGCACGGCAGACGGCGACUUCCGACGGCAACAUAACAACCAGCAUCCUCACAUUCGUGCCGAAUAUCGAAGACGCCGGAAAGUUCCUGUACUGUCGCGCCAACGUGCCAGUUAUUCCGGACUCGGAGAUGGAGGAUGGAUGGAAGCUCAAUAUAUGCCACGAGCCUGUGGUUACCCUCGAGCUUGGCAGCAAUCUGAAUUCGAGCGCUAUUCGGGAGGGUAUCGACGUUUACUUCGAGUGCAACAUCAAGUCCAAUCCCUGGGUUUACAAGGUUUCCUGGCGCCAUAACGGCAAUCCGCUAUAUCACAACGCGGCGACCGGAACGAUAAUAAGUAAUCAGAGCCUGGUGCUGCAGAGCGUCACUCGCAGUAGAGCUGGGAUUUACACGUGCAUCGGCAAUAAUCAAGAGGGCGACGGCGAGAGCAAUCCGCUGAACUUGGACAUAAAGUUCGUGCCGGUAUGCCAACACGGCCAGACGAAGGUAUUCGGCGUGGCGCGGCAGGAGACCGCGAGCAUCCCCUGCGAGCUGGAGGCGAACCCGCCGGAAGUAUCGUUCACCUGGAAAUUCAAUAAUACAAUGGAGACAGUGGACAUACCUCAGGCACACGUCACGAGCGACCGUACACACUCGAUAGCCUCCUACACACCGAUGAACGAGCUGGACUAUGGCACUCUCCUUUGCUGGGGCAGCAAUGACCAGGGCACUCAGCUCGAGCCCUGCGUCUACCAUAUCGUGCCAGCUGGUCGGCCGGACCCGCCGCUCAACUGCUCCUUAUUGAACCAAACGACCGACUCGAUCUACGUGGAGUGCAUCGAAGGUUUCGACGGCGGGCUGCCGCAAAAGUUCACGAUGCAGGUGGACCGCGAAGCCGGCAAGAGCAGCGGCAGCUCCGCGGCCUCGGCCGCUGCCGCCACCUCCACGACCGUCUACAACCAGACGAGCAAGCUGCCGACCUUCUCCGUCAACAAUCUGGACCCCGGCAGCACCUACGAAGUUUCUAUUUACUCCACCAACGGCAAAGGUCGCAGCGACGCCGUGCACUUUCGCGCCACCACCCUGAAUCUCCCUGAGAGACGAACAGCAGGUGAAAUGCUGGCGCAACCACCCUCGCCGGAGAAUUGCACGAUCCGGGAGGAGAGCCGGACGACCGUGCGAGUGAGCUGCGCCGAGAGCGAAUACUUCGACGAAAACACCGCCACCUACGUACUGCAGGUCUUCGACGCCGACACCAGGCGGCUGUUGGCAUCCGCGACGAGUCUGACGCCGAGUAUGCUCGAGGUGACGAAUCUGCCGGCCGAGAGGAGCCAGUCCGGCCUGGUGCUGUCGCUCCGGAUCAUGACGGCGCAGGCGAUGAGCGACGCCACGGUCCUGCACAGCCUGCACUUUGCUCGGGAGGGUAAUACCCAGGAGCACCAGCGAUACCCAGCGCUAACGCCAGUUAUGUUGUCGCUGUCGGGUCCGCUGCUGGGCGCCGUGGUGGGAGCCGCAGCGGGUUUGCUCCUGGUGAUCUUCGUGAUCGUGAUGGCUGUCAAGCUGCGCUAUCGACCCCGAUCUCAGGAAGACAAGGACUCUCAUGACGACGGCGGCAUGGCGAACCUGGCGGCGUCGGGGACCGGCGCCUCGUCCCCGCGUGACAAAUCGGCGACCUUGCCCCUCAACGCCGAUAGCAUCGAGAGCUUUGAGAAGGAUCCCGAUAUAAUACCGCACGCAAAUGAAAAUUCAUACGCGGAGCUAUGCAAAGGAGCAUCACCGCGAUACGUGCUGCAGCAGCAACGCCCGGAUGCGAAUACCUUCACGGGCGCAAACAACCAGGGAUCCGAGCUAACGUACGCCGAGUUAACGCUCAGGGGAAACCGGCGGAUACCUCUAAAUUGCUACCAGCCCGUGCAAAUCUCCAGCAUCCAACGGCCCCAGCUGCUGCCCAUGUCGACUUUGACGCGCAGACAACCAAUCCAGGAGCCGACGAUUUACGCGCAAGUCGCCAGUCAUUCUAAACCGAUUUACGUGCCGCCACCGCACCCGUACAUGAAUCGUCCCAGCGACGAGAUCACGGCGGAGACGCCAUUGAUCGGACACGACAAUAAGAUCACUACGAUCAGCCAUUCGGGCAGCUCAAUCUGGCGCACCGACACGACGCCCUCCUCGAACGCGCCAACGACAUGAUUUCAGCAAGCUGCACCGUAAUCCACGAUUCCAUUUCACCCCCCGAACGUCUCUUAAUGUACAUCCCGCUCCUCCCCGCCUCCCAACCUGUUCCCUUCUCUUCCCGCCCACCGCCCUCUUCCCAUCCUUCUUCCUUCGAAAAGAAGAGGAAUAAGAGGAAAGAAAAAGGUACACAUCGAUCCCACGUACGUGUUAAAUGCGGAGUUCUUCGAGGGAGGCACCGCGGCCCCUCCGUCGGCGGAAAUUGUUAUAGUACUUCUUAUACUAUACGAGUGUUGAAUAGAGGAUUCGUUCGACGAUGAAAGUAAUUAACGAAAUCGCGCGGAGUAUAUUAUAUACGUAUACAUAGAGAGGAGAAAGAGAGAGCGAGCGUAUUGUGUUUGUGCGUGCCUGCAUGUAUGUGUGUAUGCAUGUAAGAAAAAGAGAGAGAGAGAGAGAGAGCGAAAAAGAUUAUGCGCUUUUCGAAUGAUUUGUGAUAGCGUGGUCGGUCGGAGCCGGAAAAGCUUGAACCGUUUUUCUCUUCAGCCGUCCGUAAAACUCGAAGCUCGCGGCGCGACCGCUAUUUCGACCCCCCGACGAAGAGGAGGAACGUUCGAAUCCCCAGAAGUAAGAAGAGCAAAAGGCCAUUGUCCGUAGUCGCGUGCGUUUUGAUCGAGUUCAAGCCUGGUUGUUCGAAACAAUAUAAAAUUCAGUCAAAUACGCACGUGUAUUCCGCAUUACGACAGACGCUAGAUUUGAUUCCAGAGCCGUUUCAGUGGCUGGACUCUUACUUUUACGGACUCUAAGGAGCGUUCGCGUGCUAUCAGCGCCGUUAGAACGGCAUUUGAGGUUUUUUACGAGGGUAAACAAACGUGGGUGUGUUAUCAAACGAUUUCCCGGCGCAUUUUAAUCAGCGACGCGAGCGGAACGCGCGUUCCUCCGACGCGAAAACAGUGAACUACUUUUCAGCACGCGUAUCUCUGCGAUAUUUACGCGAAUCUCUCUUAUGGUGGAUUCUCUCCUUUCAACGUUAUCACAGCAGCGGGAGGAAUCUCAGCUGCUGGGAGUCGUUCGACGAACUUGCACAGUUGCGAGCUGAAGAUCGAAAUAGCGCUCCCGCUCGCGGCCGCGCGGUGUGUGUAAAUCAAACAACGUCGGUGGAUUAUGAACGCAACGACACACAGUGCGCGAUCGGCAUAGGGCGAAGUUAGUCUCGCGCGUUUAUCGCGUUAUGUACGUGUGAACCGGCGCUUUCUUUCGUAGCCACUGUCGCGAAUUCCGUUUCGAAACGUGCCAUUAGAACUCCUCCCUGUGUCCGGACCAUCGACAUAGCGGUGAUGUUUCCGUUUUCAGCCACUCUGAUGAACGAAAUUUUCGAACGAAGCGAAGGAGAUAAUUCUGAGAAAAAGCACGGACGAGAGGAAGGAACCGGCGGGAUUUGAUUUUGAGAAUUUUCGCGGACGUUCAACGACACGUUUCCGCGAUGAUUGAGUUUCCUCCCGUUCCUUUACAACGCAUCUUCCGUCUUCUUUCCUUGAUCAAGGAUAAAACGGCGAAUCCCUUGUUCGACAUUAAGAUAGGUCGGAGAGCAUUUCCACAUUUAGCGCUCGGUUAUAUCGUUAACGUAUCGUUAACGGAUAAUGAUAGAAUCAUCGAGAGAGAAAAACGAGAUGGAAGGUGAUGUGUGAGAAUCCGAGAAGAUCGCGAUUAUCCGACUUGGAAGAUCGAGCGUCGAAUUUGGCGUAGACGUGCAUUUUUCUUUCGACUUCACCCCCCGAAGCCGCGUUCACCUUUAACAGAGUACCACGUACGCGUUCGUGUAAGAGACUACGCGCGAAUUUUAAUCCGGAUCUACAAUAAGUGAGUAGUAAGCCUCCUUUAGACUUUUGCUCUGAACACGAAAUUGUAACGUAAUUUCUAGCGAAAAGCGUUUCCAGCGCAACGAGACGUCACGAUAUCUACGAUUUGCGCGUUAUUACGACUUUCGGUGGUAAACGCCUCUUGUUAGAAAUUACGUUACAUUUUGUCGGUCAAAACAAAAGAUCGAAGACCUACUGCACCUACUCCCGAACAGCACAAAAUGUCCUAUGAAUAUUCUUACGAAAUACGGAUGUUCUCUUUUCAGAAUAUUCGAGUCGGAUAUUCUAUGCACAUAGAUAGAAUAUAUUGUAGACAGAGAUAUAUUUGCAUAUUUGUAAUAUAAAAAGAACGUUCUUACAUGCGCAUGUGCAAUGCGUCGAUCUAAUUGACAAAAAGUAGACAAUCUUGUACAUGCGUUACGACAUACACACUGAGGCUGCGUUUCGCUAUUCACUGUAACUACUGACGACGUGACGUCAUUAAGUAGAGCUGCAAGAUCGUUCUGUAAUUACUGCUGUUGUUUUUACCACGCGUACAGCGCUAUACAAUAAGAAAAAUAAAUGAGGGCUGAAGAGAAGAUCGGCAGCAGUUUUCGACGAGUCUCCCCUGCAAGUAAUAUUACGGAAGAUUCCUGUGCUGUCUGGGAAUUGUAGAGCCGGGCUUAACGUCGCGAUUAGCCGGAAGAACAUGCCUUCUUUCUCUCACUUUGGUUUCAUAGUUACCCGCCACUUGCGUAGUGACCAUUUAGCGUAAGUCGUUUGUUCAUUCGGAGGGAGUUACGUAGACGAGUUACCGGUAGCAAGAUUAGACGAUACCCAAGAGGGUGGAUGAAGCGAGGGAGUGGGCACGCGCGCGCGCGUGCUCUCCAUCUCUCUCUCUCCGAGUGAUCAAUCGUCGAUAUAACGAGUCUCCUCGUGCGCGCUCUCGUCGGCCUCUUGUCGUGACGGAAAUCCGAGAAGGCGGGAGACGAGAGACGACGACGACGAUCGCGGCCGAUGAUCGACGUGAAGAAUCCUCGCGAGAGCUUCGUCGCGCGGAGCCUUUGAGAAGACUGAGCGAGAAGAGCGACUGAGGACGUGGGAAUUUGUUUUGUGAUGCGCGCGUAGCAGGUGCCAUAUUAAACAGAGACGGGCUCGAUUUUUCCGAGCAGCUCGAUCCAUCGGGCAAAAUGCGCCCCAAUUCCGCGCCGCGAUAGAUGCACGCAACUUCCAGCGCGCUAAGCUCCGGAAAGCGUGAGUUUCCCCGCGCGAAAUUGCCGCGCGUUGACGGCGAAAUGAGGAUUGACGAGUGAUCGGCCGGUCGUUUCUUACCUCGCCUACUCGCGUUCGCUGGGACGUCGAAGUGACUGGAGGCGUUCCCGUCACUCACGGCUCAAAUGCGCCGCGACGAGCUCCUCGAGGAAAAAUCGCAGCCGUUCGAUAUGUCUUACGUACAUUUUUGCUGUACUCACCACUUGUGGUGUCGUGUAAUUCUCGCUUCUCCCCGACUGACGGACGCGUUCUCCGGGAACGCUUCACUUCAACGGCCCACCCCGCUCGCGAGAGAAAGUAUGAACACUGCGGAAGAACGGAAGAGAAAAUUGAAUCGGAGAAACAAUGAUCGAAAUUAGCGCUCGGUCUGCUCUCAUGUUGAUCUUAAUAUAUUCUGCGAGGAUUUUGGGCGUGCGUUUUCUCGCUUCUGACGUCAUUAAACAGGACGACUACGGACUAGAGAGCAGGAGUCUUAAAAUGUAUAUACUAAUUAAUUCUAUUAUGUGAGCGUAACGUGAUAUAUAUAUAUAUUCUUCGCGGCUAAAAGGUUGAAGACACGCGACGCCGAUCAAAAUGUUCGAGCGAACGACUCGUUGAACGCUUAUAUGGAGAUGAAAGAAACGUACACGCGUAUGCUUUAUUAACACAAUGUAAAUAAUAUCGUGCCCGUCUCUGAUACGCGAGUUCACCAACGGUGGGAGUGAUGUAAGCGGACUAGUCGUGGAGAGAGACGAAAUUGUUCCUUGUGACUCUUUUUUCUAUAUAACAUAUAUA
Molecule: messenger RNA, 7040 nt
Organism: Dinoponera quadriceps
Lineage: Eukaryota; Metazoa; Arthropoda; Insecta; Hymenoptera; Formicidae
Product: nephrin-like
Exons: 16
Coding region: 103-3177 (1024 amino acids)
Molecular function (GO): protein binding
Source: RefSeq, a predicted model, not a curated record